Messenger RNA from Paraphaeosphaeria sporulosa, 1287 nucleotides. RefSeq lists its product as uncharacterized. The record is from RefSeq and is a predicted model, not a curated record. The transcript has a single exon. Lineage: Eukaryota; Fungi; Ascomycota; Dothideomycetes; Pleosporales; Didymosphaeriaceae. Bases 1 to 1287 code for a protein of 428 amino acids.
AUGCAGGCAGCCGUAGCCCGACGUGCCUUGAGUUCGCUCGCCUCCAAAAUCCACCCACAGCUACCGCUCACUCCGCGGGAGAGCCAGCAGUUGCUUAAUCUCCUCACCACCUCGUUCAGAUCCCACCUCGACCGCGAGUACCCCGCCGGGCCGUCAGAGGCGCCACCUGCGAGCACCACCACCCAGCUUGUCAAGGUAGAACAGUCCAGGCGUCUGUCAUCGUCGUAUGAUUCGGCCUCCGAGCACAUCGACUCGAUCCUCUCGAACCCGCUGUUUGCGAGGAAACCAUCCCGGAGAGGAUCCGAUUCCGCUGCAGCAAAUGCGCUGAACGAUCCUUUCGCCUGGUUCCUAGACCAGGCGGCUAUCGGCACAGCCGACAUUCCGAAGGCUGCGUUGUGCCUCGACCUAUUACAAAGAGCUCAGAACAAAACAAAGGGGCGCAGAGGGUCAAUAUCAAAUGGCGAUCGGAGGCCGGCGUCAGUGAUUGCAGAAUGGCUGCGUACGAGCGGCGAGGAGACCUCGAAAGCAUUCUUGAUCAGCCAAUUACCUGCCAAAGGUGCUCCUAGGAGAAGCCUUGUUAACAGACUGGUCCCAUUAUUACUCACCGAAGGUAACCACGCUCCGUUAUGGCGCUGGUAUACCUAUGAGCCGGAAGAGGGCGAUAUGCUCAAUCAAGCUCAAUUAUCACCGUUCAAGUGCCAACUGCUGAAAGAGAUGGUCAACGGGGCGCGAACUCGCGAUGAAGCAUUCGCAAUCUUCCAGCACGCAUUCCAAUUGGCUGAGGCUGGCAAGAACAAGGCCUAUGUUAACAGCCUUCAAGUAGCUGGAGCCCGACUCGUGGACCUGAUCGUCGCCGAUUCUCAGAUUCCAUGUACACCGGAACUUUACGAACAAUUUGCGCUGUCUACCCAUGGAUGGUUAUUUGCGUGGAAGCCUGUUGUACAAGCGAUGCUUUGUCUGUGCCAUCCCACGAAUCCUGAUCCCCAGCCCGCACUCAAGAUCAUCAAGAAUGCAGACAGCUUCCUUGCGUCUACCCAUUCAAAGCCAAGUAGACAAAGAUUUUUUGUGCGGAUGUGCCUAGGAGCCGCACAGCAAUUAAUCAAAGAAGAGAAGCUGGCGGAUGCGCAGAUUGCUAUGCAGUUCACAAAGGAGCAUUUUGAAGAUUUGGUGUUGAUCAAGUAUCAUUCCAGCGCUCCUCACCAGACAAACCGGGGGGUCUCAGAGCAGAAGAAAACCCAAGACGAGAAAAGGAAUAUUGCGCUGCUGGAUGGCUUCUUGGCCACAUGA